CACGUGAACUGACGUUUUCAGCUUUUUCUUCAUUCGUUGCACCACGAUCGGCUUUGCGAGUGGCCCCGUUGUUCAUUUUCCUGUUUGUCGCGUUCCUAGCAGUAACAAUUUCGUACUCGGUGGAAAAAAUUACGUUCUACAGUUGAUCGUUUGGUGCUGUUUCUGAACAAUGAAGCAACUGUUUAUCUUUGCUUUGCUGGUGCUACCAUCGGUUCUACUUAGCGUGGAAAGUGGUUCCCGGUUGAUGGCCACCGCCAUGGAUGUGACUGAGGACGAGUUGGAAGAUGAAUUGGACGUUGAGGUCGAAUCUGAUGAGAUGUCGGUAACGCAUACGGACGAGCCCGAAACGGAGGAUGAACCUGAAACAACCAAGUCCCCCGAUGCCGAUACAUUCCUGCUUUUCACCCGUCCGUUGCACUCGGGAGCUGGCUCUCAGCUUGAUCUGCCAGCUGGAUAUCCGGUGGAAUUUCUGGUUGGAUUCGCCAAUAAGGGAAGCGAUGAUUUCAUCGUUGAAACCGUCGAAGCUUCCUUCCGAUACCCAAUGGAUUUCAACUAUUUCAUCCAGAACUUUUCGGCCAUUGCUUACAACCGUGAGGUCAAACCCGGUCAUGAGGCUACAGUCUCCUAUUCGUUCCUGCCGUCGGAAUCGUUUGCCGGAAGGCCGUUCGGUUUAAACAUUGCCUUGAACUAUCGCGAUGCCAGUGGAAAUCAGUUUUCAGAAGCUGUUUUCAACGAGACCAUCACAAUUACCGAGGUGGACGAGGGUUUGGACGGGGAAACCUUUUUCCUGUACGUUUUCCUAGCUGCUGUUGUGGUUCUGUUGCUGGUUCUGGGCCAGCAAUUCCUCGGAUCAUACGGCAAACGUAAGCGCUCGCCGGCCGUGAGAAAGACCGUCGAAACGGGAACUAGCAAUACUAAGGAUGUGGACUAUGAGUGGAUUCCGGCUGAGACACUGAAAAAGAUUCAGAACUCCCCCAAGGGUAGCAAAGUGUCUCCAAAACAAAGCCCCCGACAGCGAAAGACGAAGCGGGCUACCGGUUCGGACGAUUGAACUGCAUUUACUCAACAAUGAGCGGGAGUAAUGGGAGAGAGGAGGAUUGUUAAGAUAGGAUAGAUGCUGAUCCGUGUGCGAGCCGGAGAGAUGCUCCACUCUCGGGUUAUCUCGGAGAUUAUCGUUGCGCGCUCGAGUGUGUGUGUAUGUGUGUAUGCGCGUGGUCCUUACCUAACAAAACAACUAUCAUCAAAUCACAUGGAAGAUAAAUCGGAAUCGUUUUGAUAACCUUAAGAUAAUGUUUUCUAACCGAUUCGUUAGCAGCGCAUUUGUUUUCUAUUUUUCACUUAUGUUCGUACGUAAAAAUCAUGUCAAGAUACGGAAGUUUUUUUGGUGUGAGAAAGAGACUGCGGUGUUUGUCUGCUGGGGAAGCAAACAGCGAUCAGCGCGUGCAGAUCAUAUCCUUAGCGCAAGCACAAAACUUCCCCGAUCGAGACUUCCUAAGCGAUGGUUUUCAUCGUCAGUUAACAUAUUUUUUGGGUUAAGUUAUUUUACACAAGAUGAUGCCGUGAAGAAAAUACUGAAAACAGUUGAA
This is a messenger RNA of Topomyia yanbarensis, 1586 nucleotides long. Its product is annotated as translocon-associated protein subunit alpha-like. The record is from RefSeq and is a predicted model, not a curated record. Gene Ontology annotation, cellular component: endoplasmic reticulum membrane; endoplasmic reticulum. The transcript has 3 exons. NCBI's taxonomy places the organism in Eukaryota, Metazoa, Arthropoda, Insecta, Diptera, Culicidae. Bases 170 to 1051 code for a protein of 293 amino acids.